Messenger RNA from Kazachstania africana CBS 2517, 1281 nucleotides. RefSeq names its product Mss51p (gene MSS51). Gene Ontology annotation, cellular component: extrinsic component of mitochondrial inner membrane. Lineage: Eukaryota; Fungi; Ascomycota; Saccharomycetes; Saccharomycetales; Saccharomycetaceae. The coding region runs from base 1 to 1281 and encodes 426 amino acids. The record is from RefSeq and is a predicted model, not a curated record. Gene Ontology annotation, biological process: mitochondrial respiratory chain complex IV assembly. The transcript has a single exon.
AUGUUACUUUCCGGUGCUCCUCAUGUAUAUGCAAGGGGACGAUUACAACAUCUUCAAAGAAGAGUUCUUUCUCGAACGUUGGUUGGAUUUGUUAGGAAUGCUUUAGGGUUAGAACCUCCACCAACUCCGGAUGAGCCACGAGUAAGCAAUAGGUUCUAUCCAUGGGAUCAAUCUCCUUCACCUGAACUACGAGAAAGAGCAGCCAAGAUUAAAGCUAUGGCACGUUGCCCUAUAACGGGAAAGGAAAUUAAUUAUACGUGCCCAAUUUCUGGUAUACCAACCCAUCACUCGAGAGAAGCUUGGGAGCAAGAUGAAGCUUACCACAGGAAUAAGAUUCCUGAUAUUUUGAAGAAGGUUAAUAUUUACGAACAUGAUUUGAGAAGUGGCAGAUCUUUCCCAGAGUUUGACUUUCCUAGUGACCAGACGUUUGAUCGUGCUGUCAAUUUGGCUAAUUGGGAUUUGUAUUUUUACACGAGGUCAUUCUAUUCUAUGGAUACCGAAUUUCAAUUAGCUACAGUAACGAAGAUGCUGAGUUAUCCUAUCACAAUUGCUUCGGUAUUACACCAAUAUUCUCCAUAUUCUCUCUAUCCACACGGUCCAAUUACUUUGGAAGGUUUGAAAUCGAUUGCAGCUCUAAGAUAUUCGUUGUAUCCAUCGCAACAUAAAUCAUCACGUAGUGUGCUUAACAAGACACGUCCAAUGAGAAUUUUUAUACUGGGCGCACGUGCUGAGAGUCAAUUACCAGGUCAUGUCUGGAAGCAAUUCCAAUAUUUGUUCCCAUUACAAACUUUUGAAAUUAUUUUCAUUGGUCCUGAAUGCCAACUAAGAGAACCAAGUAAUAGCGUUGGUGGUGCGAACAAUAUAGUUAAGAGAAUUGAUGAUACCAUAUCGUUAGUUUACCAUCCUAAAUUAUUCCAUGACAUACAUAAGGCUCAAGAUUUCUUCCCAUACGAUCCCUACAACGAUGUUUUCUUUGUGUUCCAUCCUGGGUUUGCUUCACCUGAAACUAAGGAACUUUGGAUGAACGAUACCGUGAAGGCAUUAUUAGACACAAAAUGCGCAGUUUUCCAUACCGGAUUUAGUAAGAAGGACUUAUCUAAUGAUGUUAAAUUGUUAAACAAAAUGUAUGGUGACAAACUUGACACUCUAAUGACACCUGUGAAGAACUUAUUUGGAAGUACCAAAUGGGAACUGAACGAUCUAAAUCCUCAAGAAGUUUAUCAAUUCAACAUGUAUAUAUCUGCGUUCAGAGGUAAGAGGUACCAUCCUAUUGAAAUAUGA